GCAUGCGAGUCGAUAUUGUGACAACCCGCUGCGUCAUAGCGCAACGGUUUUGAUCGGCGACUUUCACGACGGCGACUGUCGCGACGGCGACUUCGGGGAACGGGAAUUAGUCUAUCGCUGCGCCACCAGCAGUCCUCAGGAUACUCCUCUUUAAUAUAAGUUCGACGUACGCAACGUUUGUACCUCGUUAUUGUCAUCAUACUUGUCAUCAUUCUUACCAUCUCCCCUGACUUAAUAACCCUCUUGGCGCCACCACUGUACUUUUCUAUUUAAAUGCAUAAAAUCUGAAAGCAAGUAUCUUCAAAGAAGUUGAUGCAGAUUAUCUAAGUGAUGGCGGCAACCGGUUCUACACGAUUGAUCUCACAUUUCCAGACCAAAGAACAGGAGCAGUAUGGCGCAGGCUGGUCAGAGCUUUGGGAGAAGGGUGAAAGCAAUUUGUGGGAUAGAGGGUUUCCUUCUCCGGCCCUGACCGAUAUCAUUGCUGAGCGACGAGAUAUACUGAGUCCGCUCAAUGUAGACGGGAGUCGAAAGAGGGUUUUGGUCCCCGGCUGUGGCAAAGGCUACGAUCCAGUCAUGCUUGCCCUGCACGGUUUCGAUGUUUUGGGUUUGGAGAUAUCCAAGACUGCUGUUGCGGUGGCGGAACGGUACAGUUUCGAGCAAAUGCAGAAUCCAUCGUGGGAAAAUUUCGCCAAAGGAGAAACAAAGGAUGCAGGGGAGCGAGGAACUGUCAGUUUCGUCGCUGGGGAUUUUUUCGCAAAAGAUUGGGAAGCAAGACUGCCGGACGACCAGAAGAAGUUCGACCUCAUUUACGAUUAUACAUUUCUCUGUGCCUUACACCCUAGUAUGAGACGCCCAUGGGCAAACCGUAUGGCUGAGUUGCUCACACCAGGCGGUUUACUUAUAUGUCUAGAGUUCCCACUGUGGAAGGAUGUAAGGCUACCAGGCCCUCCUUGGGGCCUUCAGGGUGUUUACUGGGACUUGCUGGCCUGUGGAGGCAAUGGGCUGAUUAGUGAGGGCAGAGAAGACACCCCCCCUUCAGUGAGCGAUUGUGUCCAAUUUGUGCGUGAGCUAUAUACGAAGCCGGAAAGAUCCUACGAGCAAGGGAGAGGAGAGGACAUGCUUAGCCUAUGGCGAAGACAGGGACAGGAGGCGGUAUUUUGAUUUUAUCCACGGUGAUUAGGCAGACGGGGUGGGUCAUAUCGACAUUACUUCGCCGGUUGAGUUGCAUUUCAUACUAGAACGAAAGCUUUUCGCUUAAACUACUGUGUACAAGGCCAAGCUUUCUACGCAUAUCUAGUGCCUCUUGUCAUUCUACGUGAAUGGGGAUCUAGCAACUGGAGCCGAAUAACAUAGAAUGU
Molecule: messenger RNA, 1358 nt
Organism: Paraphaeosphaeria sporulosa
Lineage: Eukaryota; Fungi; Ascomycota; Dothideomycetes; Pleosporales; Didymosphaeriaceae
Product: S-adenosyl-L-methionine-dependent methyltransferase
Exons: 4
Coding region: 331-1161 (276 amino acids)
Molecular function (GO): S-adenosylmethionine-dependent methyltransferase activity
Source: RefSeq, a predicted model, not a curated record